Molecule: messenger RNA, 1844 nt
Organism: Pyricularia oryzae 70-15
Lineage: Eukaryota; Fungi; Ascomycota; Sordariomycetes; Magnaporthales; Pyriculariaceae
Product: aspergillopepsin-2
Exons: 2
Coding region: 641-1513 (290 amino acids)
Biological process (GO): proteolysis
Molecular function (GO): glutamic-type endopeptidase activity
Source: RefSeq, a predicted model, not a curated record
GGUAGAUUGAACAACUGACGACAAUUUGUGGCAGGCUAAUUGCCGUGUCACACGUAGAAACACGGUAGUCUAAUUCGUUGCCCAGUCUGUCUUUCUUUUGGUUACGGUCGUACACGCUGCAAAAAAGAAGCCAGAAGAACCGAUUGGCGCUCAUUAACAAUUGCCAAAUUGCCAAGAAAGACACACGCGCCCGGUACCUGUUGGGAUUUGGUGGAAGGAGCCAAAAGGUUUGUCCAAGAUCCAUCCAUUCGACCAUUCCUGGCAGCAGCAAACCCACUUUACUGCCUUGUAAACGUUGUUCGCCUGCUGCUACGCUGUACGUGAUAGGCACAACCGCCCCUCCACUUUGGAUAUAAUGAUCUUCUGAUGAUCUCUGCUGCUCUGGCGCCAACAAGGAAAGGCAACCCGCUCAUCCUUGUCACCUUCGUUUGCUUCUCAACACUCAUUUCUGUCCCGCGACUCGAGUCGAUCUUUCUCCAUCAAUCUCUUGUCCCGAUUAGGUUUCUUGUUUACCUUUCUCUGCUGUCCCUGGUCCUGUGAUCAACCUGUAGCAACAAACUUUUUUUUUUUUUUGCUCAUUACCUCAAACAUCACACUCGGCCAACCAGGCAAGUGCGACAGUAUCGUCGACCGCAUCACAAUGAAGGCCACACUCGUCACGGCCCUUGUCGGCGCCACGGCGGUCAACGCCACCUCGUUCCGCCCUGCCGCCACACAGCAGCACGCCCGACCACAGUCUCAGGUGUUCGACCGCUCCCUCCACCGCGCAGACCCCGUCGCGGUCGCGGGCUCCAACAGCCGCGUGUUCGCCGCCAGCGUCAUGUCCACGGCUGCGGCGGCCGAGAAGCCGCCCGUGGUCGGCGGCGCAUACCUGUCGUCCUCGGAGAUCACCUCGGUCGGGGGCCGCUUCACGGUGCCCAGGGCCACGCAGCCGACCAAGGGGGCCAUCGCGGGCCAGGACAUCGAGUACGGGGCAUCGUUCUGGGUGGGCAUCGACGGCGUCAACUGCACGACGGGCACGCUCCGCGCCGGCAUCGACAUCUUCUGGAGCUCGCGGGGCGAGAGCUACCACGCGUGGUACCAGGUGUCGGCCGACUCGUCCAAGGACUUCCUCGCGGGCGAGAUUGACGUUGCGCCCGGCGACGAGCUGCACGUCACCGCCACGGCCAGCGGCGGCAACGGGACCCUGGUGGUGAACAACCGCUCGACCAACCAGACGGUGGAGCGGCACCUGGCCCCGGGCGAGAAGCUGUGCCGCAGCGAGGCGGCCUGGCUGAUUGAGGACUUUGUGCUCGUCCAGGCCAUUGGUGCGCCGGUUGCGCUGGUCAACUUUACCGACGUGACCUUUGGCGACAUGAAGACGACCAUGCAGUGCGGCAGCUCAGAGCGCGCGGAGCCGGUCAACCUGGACGACGUCAAGGUCAUGGACGUUGAGGUUGAGGAGCAGGGUGGGAAGUUGACGGAUUGUCAAAUGACUGGGGUUGAUCAGAUGACGUGCAAGAGGUUUGCCUAGGGUCAUUUUCGAGAAGACUGCAUGCUUGUUGCCGUGAUCGCAUAUGCAUAUACUAUUUUUGGCGGAAAAGGCUGGAUACAACUUGACAAUUUCUGAUACGGGAUUUGGGUAAUUCGUAAAGUUGGUGAUUUUCUUGACCUGACUAGACUAGACUAGACCAGACUAGUCUAAAAUGUCGAGAUAUCAAAAUAGCUCGGCGGCAGUCGGUUCUCCGGGUGGGGUUUUCAUCAGUCAUAGCAAUUUAGGUCAUACCAGUAAACCCAAAAGAGGCAAGUUCUCGCAGGGGACGGCGUUUGGGAACCAAAAUAGACACAAUAGAACCUGCUCUGGG